Molecule: messenger RNA, 4367 nt
Organism: Scylla paramamosain (green mud crab)
Lineage: Eukaryota; Metazoa; Arthropoda; Malacostraca; Decapoda; Portunidae
Gene: Dolk
Product: dolichol kinase-like
Exons: 8
Coding region: 114-1700 (528 amino acids)
Biological process (GO): dolichyl monophosphate biosynthetic process
Cellular component (GO): endoplasmic reticulum membrane
Molecular function (GO): dolichol kinase activity
Source: RefSeq, a predicted model, not a curated record
AUGUCAAGUACCGUACCACGCACGCCAUCUAGCGACCUUAAAAUGAAUUCAUUUAGUCACCACCAUUUGUUUACUUCGCCACAGCUGCUGAAGGAAGAGUGCGCGCCGGCCUUAUGGUGCACGGGGAAGCCAAGGCCCCUGCAGGUCCCAUGGGAGGGGCAAGCAAUGCUAGCACAGGGAGUGGCAGCCAGGGGAUGAAGCACUCCCUAAAGGCUGCCCUCACCACCUUGCCCACCCUCCCUGUGGCUGACCCGCUGCACCUCAGCUGUCUCAACACACGGUCUGGAGCGUCCACCGGGGUGUGGCUGGUGGUGCUGGUGCCGCUGGCAUGCCUCCCCGGCCUCUACAACACAUAUAGGCACUGCCACCCCUUACCCCACCUCCAGGCAUUGCUGGCCAUUCAGGUGGGUGUGUGUGGAGCCCACCUGUACCAGGAGAUGUGCCUGGCCAAUGGGCAAAAGAUGGCUAAGAAGGAGGAAGGUCAGCAGAAACCUCCACUACUCAGAUUCCUCACUCAUCCAUACACUCCAUCCCUGGCUACCUCCAUCGCCAUCUCUCUCCUCACUGACAUACAUCCCGUGCUGGCCCUGCCCCUGACCCUCUUGUGCUCGUGGCUGCUCUUCAGGGUCACCCACUGGCUGUUCACAACCUUCCCUGGCAGCUUCAGUCUAGGCGAGGGGGCCAUCAUGGGACAGAGUGUGGCCCUGGCAGUCACCUGUUCCCUUCAUGGCAUCAUCUCCAGGAUACUUUGGCCACAAAAGCUCUCUCAUGCACACGAGAUCAGCCUUUUCAUCCAGACAGCCAUCGUGGUGAUGUCAGUGAUGGUGGGCACCAUCUACAGCGUGCCGAUGCUGCGAGUGCCACGCAUGUUCCUGCCAUACCUGUGUGUCUGUGGAGUGGUGGGAGUGGGCCUGGCCUCCUUGCUGCUGGGGGAGUGGGUACCUUUGUGGCUGUGGGAGCUGCUUAAUUUCUCACCUGCCAGACUCUUCCUCCUGGGUUGGUGGUUCCUGCUCACCCUCUUUGCAGUUUCCAUCACCACCUGGGCCAGAAGAAAGAACCACCUGCCCACCACAGUCCUGCGCAAGGUAUACCAUGUGGUGAUUACUCUUGUGUUCAUUCCUGGGGUGUUGCUGGAGCCAUCCUUCCUUCUGCUGGCCGCCACCGCUGCCACGAUGGCCUGUCUGCUGCUGGAGGUGGUGAGAGUCGAGAAGAUCCCACCCUUCGCCGAAGUGAUAAGCCAAGCCUUCACCCCAUUCUUGGAUGAGAAGGAUGAAGGGCUAUUGGUGUUAAGUCACAUUUACCUGCUAGCAGGUGUGUCAUCCCCCCUUUGGCUCACACCAUGCCCUCUCGGAGAGGCUAAGGUAGGUGAAGCGUGGCAGGCCAAUGCAGUGCUGCCCCUGCUGGCAGGGGUGCUGGCUGUUGGAAUUGGGGACACGGCUGCCUCCGUGGGGGGGACGUAUUUGGGGCAGAGGCGGUGGUCAGGUACUAAGAAGACAGUGGAGGGCAGCUUGUGUGGGAUGGUAGCACAGCUGGUGGUGGUGGGAGUCUUGGUGGGGGCAGGUCUGGUGCACCUGUCCCUGGGUGGCUGGGGUCGCUUGCUGGUGUCUGCUGCCUUGGUGGCCGUGGUGGAGGCUCUCACUGAUCAGGUGGAUAACAUUGUCUUGCCCCUCAUGCUGUACACUCCUCUUAUGGACCUUUAAGUUCUAGUUACUAGCACUUUUAGUUUCAGAUACUUAAAUCUGUUUGGCCGUCUAACCUGGAGCUAUUUUGAUGCUUCAGUGUUUCUCCUUAGUUAUGAAUUAUAAAGUUCCUGCUUAUAAUCUUGGUUCUUUUGUUACUUUUCUUCCAUUCCAAGUAUAUUAAUUGACAAAGUCUUUCACCUUAAUUUAGCAAAUCAAUGUUCUUUCAACUGGCUGUAAGUCUUUCAUUUUUACUUAGUAAUUGUCAUGUGAUUCUUAGCAAGCAGCAGAGAUGUGUGGCUACCUUACAAAUGUUACAUGAAAGCAUGUAGAUAAUAAAUGAGCUUCAUUAUGGCAGAUUCAUUUAAAAUUUACACUUAAAAAUUUCUAUGGAAUUUGUGAAAGUGAAAGCAAUGAACAUACAUGUAUGUAUAUAUGCACAUUUAUCAUUUUGAAUUACUCAAGUUAUAAUACCUUCCUUAGUACAAAGUUCCAAAAUAACCAGUAGAAAGUGUAAUACUAAUUGGUUGUACUGUACAAAGCAAGGUUUUAUACUGCUGGUAGUAACAAUAAUUCCACUGCCACUCUAUAUUCCUCAGGUUUUGACUUUGUAAAAUGUAGGCAUGUUACUGGCAUAAGGUUGCUUAACUCUACAUGAAGUUAUUGUCUAGAGAAGAUUGCAUCUUACAAGAUAACAGUAGAAGAUUCAACCAGAAAGCUUACCAGAGGUGUGUGUCAUCAUUUUAGCCAUCAGUGGCCACCAAGUAUUUCCAGCUGAUUUCUAGUCCCUAUACUAUAAGUUGUGUCACAUCUUUACCAAAGGUUGGUGAACAAAGAAUUUCAUGGAACUUCCCACUACACUAGAAUCCCAGAUUGUUUUGCCACAAUUUAUUACAUUUAACCUGCAACUGGCUACGGUACCUUGCAUGCAAUACAACUAUUGGAGAGAGAGAGAGAGAGAGAGAGAGAGAGAGAGAGAGAGAGAGAGAGAGAGAGAGAGAGAGAGAGAGAGAGAGAGAGAGAGAGAGAGAGAGAGAACGGUCAUUCAUCUCAGUUGACAAAAAACAUACCUCCUUCAACAUCAUGUCCCUGUACUGCGUUAUGUUACAAGAUUUCAUACAAAUUAGGCACAGUGCAGGCUUGUAUCUUCCCUUAACCAGUAUACUAGUUAUACUCUUUCCCCUUGUACUUUUGUGAUAUAUAAAUAUUCAGUCAUAUUAUGAUGGAUAGACAAUGACAGUGGUGCAGAAAUAGGAAAUGAUGGUAUAAAAUACUUUGUGCCUGAGUUGCUUAAACUUUGGCUUGUCACAAAAUGAUAAUCAUUUAGUGUUUCCCUUUUAUACUAAAGAGACACAGCUAGUAAGGUGAUCAUAGCUUAUGUUAUUCAGUACAUGUAAUGUACUGAUUAACAUAUGACAUUAUCAGCCAGUUGCAUGUUAAGAGUUCCUGGAAUGUGAUGGUCUCUUGCAUCUGUUCCUUUGUUACUUUUAAAGUAGAUGGAGCAUCAAGUGAGAUUCCAUUGUGCUAAACUUAGGCAGUUAAUGGAUACCCCUGCAUUGGGUGGUCUGCUGUGAUGUUCACACAUUCCAUUUCCUUUAUAUAUAUAUAUAUAUAUAUAUAUAUAUAUAUAUAUAUAUAUAUAUAUAUAUAUAUAUAUAUAUAUAUAUAUAUAUAUAUAUAUAUAUAUACCUUCCCAACCAUUGCACUAUGCUGUGGAAGGUUUGUUGUUAUAUAACUUGUUUUUAUUCAUGUUCAGGCUUUGAGAUAUUUCAUAUGCUCAUAUUUUUAUCAUUAACCAUCAACAGUUCAGAUGAGAACAUUCAAACUUAAAGCUAUUGAGUACAGUGAGCUGCUGGUCAAGUGUUCUUUGUGAACACAUUUAACUUUUUAUAGUAAUUUUAUAGUAAAUUCUUACACAAAAUUUCUUAGUUCUUAAAACUCUGAUCUUGACUGAUUCUUGUUAACUUGCCCAUAAAUUAAGGAUUAAAAAUUUUACAAAUUAGAAUCUAAUAUGGAAGUGGAAUAUUCAUAAAUUGCAAUACCUUUAUAAUUCCCUGUUCUUGUGUAAAGUUAGUAACUGCAGUUGCUUUACAAGUUUUAACCUUUAUCCUACAGCAGGUAAUGUCCAUUUCAUUUUUCAUUGGAGCUGUCAUUGUGAAUCCAUCUUUAAUGUAAUGUUUAAACAUUUCCUCUGCUUUUCUUCCUCCCUCCUAGUUUAUCCUUAUUGCUGUCUAUUCCUAUCCUCAUUGUCAAACCCUCUGAUUAAAACCUACAAAGCACUGCCCUCCAUUGCCAUUCUUCUUGUCCCCAUUCCACUUUUUAUACCCUCUGCAUUCCUCCCCAUCCAUCCCAACAUUCAGCAACAAAAAUUAUGUAUGGCAAUUUACCCAAUGACAGCUCCAAUAAUGAUUGUCAGACAUUGCCUAGAAUGGAAUAAUCUGUAAGACGUAGUCAGCAGGUGACUGUACAUAAACAUUACCAUUCUCUACCAUUAUAUAUUCUUAACUCAGUGUUCAUCAGAGUAUAGCCCCUGUACUGUCACACCUACCUAUUGGAAGGAGGACUCACCAUCACACUAGUGUUGGGAAACAGUAUGUUUGGGCUCAAGUGUGUAAUCUACUGGUACUGGUAGGUAGGCAGAAAUGUAAAUUUUGUUAUUUUUAUUAAUAAAAUUGUGUAUAAAUCUAA